Molecule: messenger RNA, 1074 nt
Organism: Talaromyces proteolyticus
Lineage: Eukaryota; Fungi; Ascomycota; Eurotiomycetes; Eurotiales; Trichocomaceae
Exons: 4
Coding region: 1-1074 (357 amino acids)
Source: RefSeq, a predicted model, not a curated record
AUGGUUGAUCCGGCUGGAGAUGGUGUGCCGCUUUUCUAUACAUCCAUCAUACUGUUGGCCCUCGGCUGGUUCGUCUAUGUCCUACGGGUUGGAGUGCGAAUAUGGAGAAAAGCGUUGGGUGUAGAUGACAUGUUGAUGCUGAUGGGCCUGCUGCUCUACUCGGUCACCGCGAGUCUAUGUAUUGUGUGCUGUUUCUUUGGCUCCGGCCAGAAGGCUGCUGCUCUGGCAAAAAGUGAUAUCAAGCAAGGAACCAAGCUCUUUUUCAUUGCUGAGUUCUUCUAUGCUUCCGGCGCUGUGGUCAUCAAGUGCAGCAUCGCCGUUGCUCUUCUUCGUAUUGCCGACUCUCGACGUCGCUUUACGUGGACUAUCUGGGCUACCAUGAUUGCCAGUGUCCUGUCCGCCGUUAUCUUCAUGGUCGGCGUCGCCAAUAUCUGCCACCCGAUCACCACCCUCUGGGGUGAAACCACCAAUGGGACAUGCAACCCCACCCUCGACAGUGAUAUCAGCUUCUUCUUCUCUGCAGUGGAGAUCAUGACGGACUUCACUUUGGCAAUCCUGCCUGCGGUCUUGUUGUGGAAUAUCCAGAUGAAGAACAGGGUCAAGUUCUCCGUGAUUAUCAUUCUUGGAAUGGCCGCCUUUGCAAGCUGUGCAACAAUUGUCCGACUCCGAUAUCUGAGUCUCUACAGCAACCCCGCCGAGUUCAUGUUUGGCACCGGAAAAAUCGGACUCUGGUCCGUCAUUGAAGAAGGCAUUGGUAUCAUCGCCGGCUCACUCCCCGCUCUUCGCCCUCUACUCUCCCUUCCUAUCUUCGGCCGUAGCUCUGCGGGAGGAAGCAACGCCACCCCGUAUGGCAGUAACCUAAAACGAUCCAAGACUGGAAAUCAGACAUUAGGCUCUGGAAUCAAGAUGGACACGUUCCAAAAAUUGGAGUAUAGGGAUGGCGAUGGCGAGAGUCAGAGACAUAUCUUGAAAGAAACAGAGGUCGCGGUCACGUCGAGAGAACGGUCUGCGACGCCAGGCGAAUGGGAAAGGAGUCAAAUUUUGGGCUUCAAGCCUCGGCACAAGGCAACCUGA